AUGAACUCGUCUUUCUUUGAGCCAAUCGACCAGAAUGCUUCGGCCCUCGAUAACGGAUCAAUCAACUCGGGUAGCGAUGAAAUCGUUGGUGCUAGUGAGAUCGAGAGCCCGCCAGAUUUUGAACCUCAAGCUACUGAUGAGUCUUUAGAAACAGCAAAUGCAGAAGGUACUACGGGAUCGGCACAUAUGCUGCUGUUAUUUAAGGCUCAGCGGAAUUUAUAUGAACAAGGCCUACAAGAAUUAGAUUCCCUACAAUUGGUUGAUCUCUCACCCUUAGCUAAUUGGAAACUCUCCCUGUUUAAACCGGGGUACGGCGUGGCACAACUUCGAGAUGAUUCUCCUGAUUCGUAUUGGCAAUCUGAUGGACUGGGGAACCAAAGCAAUAAUGCCAAUAACAACAAUAACAACAAUAACAACAAUAAUAAUAAUGGGGACAGCAAUAGUAAUGAAUUGGCUAAUCCCCAUUCAAUAACCAUUCAGUUUCUGAAAAAGGUUAGCUUGGAACGUAUCUCCAUCUUUGCCAACUAUUCCCUUGAUGAAAGUUAUACGCCUUUCAAGAUCCAAGUGAUGGCUGGCUCUUCCGAGACUUUUGAUUUAACAGAGGUUUGCGUGGUCAACUUUACUAACCCCAAUGGUUGGUCUCAUAUAAUAUUUAAUGGUAUACGAUCCGAUGGAGUUCUCAAGUGUUUUGUGGUUAAAGUGAAUAUUCUAAGUAAUCACCAAGACGGUAAAGAUUCGCAUGUUAGAGCCAUAAGAUGUUUUGGUAAGAAACAAAGUCUUGUAUCAGACUCUGGGACUAGUACCACUAGUGGUAGCGGUAGUACUAGUACUGCUACGCAUACACAGUUAUCACCAAUGUUAACUGAUCCCAGUAUAUCUCAUAAACUGGAGAUUGAAAUCGAAUCAGAAGAGCGAAUACUUGAUACUACUUUGGAGCAAGAGUUCUCCAAAACAGUGGAGAAUGUCCUGGAUGUUAUAGGAUUCAAUUCAGGGUUUCAAAGCUUAUCGUUUAAAAGUAUUUCGUCUAUUCGAUAA
Messenger RNA from Lizanozyma spartinae, 1035 nucleotides. It is a transcript of the gene DOC1, whose product is annotated as anaphase promoting complex subunit. The transcript has a single exon. NCBI's taxonomy places the organism in Eukaryota, Fungi, Ascomycota, Pichiomycetes, Serinales, Debaryomycetaceae. Gene Ontology annotation, cellular component: anaphase-promoting complex. Gene Ontology annotation, biological process: protein K11-linked ubiquitination; anaphase-promoting complex-dependent catabolic process. Bases 1 to 1035 code for a protein of 344 amino acids. The record is from RefSeq and is a predicted model, not a curated record.